Molecule: messenger RNA, 565 nt
Organism: Parasteatoda tepidariorum (common house spider)
Lineage: Eukaryota; Metazoa; Arthropoda; Arachnida; Araneae; Theridiidae
Source: RefSeq, a predicted model, not a curated record
UUUAGCCCUGAUUAGAUCUGCUGCAUCAAGUCGUGAAUCUAGUCAUGGGCAAAAUACGCAGUUGCCUCCUGUCUUAAGGAAAACUCUUUCUAACUCUAAGGAAAAAGAUAAUGUGAUAGAAGCAGUGAAAGGAUCCGUUGGAGAUGGUACCUCUAGUGAGAUUAAAGCCACUGAAAUGAAAAAGAAUCCUGAACCCCAACUCAUUGGCAAAGGAACUGAUUCAAUGGAACUUACGUUGAAAGGUCCAGAAUAUAAUAUAGAUCAGAUGGAAGUUAAAGCUAGGCUCCUGAUUGAUGAGUUUUUACAUAAUAAUGAUUUUGAGGAAGCAAUCAGGUAUGUCAAGGAGCUGGCUUCGCCUAGUACAAUCCACUUGUUCAUCAAUGCUGAAAUUAACAAUGUCUUAGAGCUUUCUGUCGAAGCACGCCAAUUACUUUUUAACUUAGUCAAACAAAAUAUUAUCACCUUCGAUCAUUAUAAAAAAGGGUAGAUUCAGAAUUUUUUUAUUUUCAGUUUAUUUUUUAUUGAUAAUCAAGUUGAGCAUCAAAAAAUUUUAAGACUAAAAUUU